Linderina pennispora is the source of this 1401-nucleotide messenger RNA. Its product is annotated as riboflavin synthase domain-like protein. Gene Ontology annotation, cellular component: cytosol. The record is from RefSeq and is a predicted model, not a curated record. NCBI's taxonomy places the organism in Eukaryota, Fungi, Kickxellomycota, Kickxellomycetes, Kickxellales, Kickxellaceae. Gene Ontology annotation, molecular function: oxidoreductase activity; flavin adenine dinucleotide binding; FMN binding. Bases 1 to 1401 code for a protein of 466 amino acids. The transcript has 9 exons.
AUGGCAGACACGUCGCGACGGCUUUUGAUCCUCUAUGGCUCGCAGACCGGCUACGCCGAGGACGUCGCCCGGCGGAUUUCGCGGCAGGCCUGGCGGCGGCAUUUCACCACAGAGGUUCUCGCCAUGGACGAGGCAGACCGAAGCCUCUUAUUUUUGUGUGCUCCACCACAGGGCCAGGGCGAGGAGCCAGACAACAUGAAGAAGUUUUGGCGCUACCGCAAGUUCAAUUUUCCAGCAAAGCGGCUAUUCCGCAGGCUUCUGCAGCUGGGCGGCACGCCAGUGGUGCCGCGUGGCGAUGGUGAUGACCAGCACUACCUGGGAACCGACGGGGCAUUGGAUCCGUGGCUGGAGGAGCUGUGGGAGGAGCUGCUGCUGACGUAUCCGAUGCCGCAGCCGAUUAUCCCCGACUCGGUCACACCCGAUCCGACCUUUGACAUUUCGUUUGUGGACUGCGAUAGAGCACGCCGGAGAAUUUUGCCAAGGCUGACGCAUGCAGAGCGGAUCACCGCCGAGGAGCAUUUCCAGGACGUGCGGCAUUUCCGGUUCGAGCUCAGCGAGCCGGCGCAGUGGAGCCCCGGCGACUGUCUGGUGGUGCGGCCGAGCAACCAGGCGAAGGACGUGGAAGAGUUUCUGGAAGCUGCAAUGGUCCCGCGGCGGUCAUUCUUUGAGCUUAUGGCGUAUUUUGGCGGGAGCGCGGACGAGACAGAGAAGCUGCAGGAGUUUGCCAGCACGCAGGGCCAGGACGACCUGCACACAUACUGCAUGCGGCCGCGCCGCACCAUCAUUGAGGCGCUGGGCGAUUUCCCAAAGACGCGUCUGCCGCUGUCUCAUGUCAUGGAUAUUGUGCCGAGCAUUGCCGAGCGCUCGUUCUCGAUCUCGUCGGCGGCAGCGGUGACCCCGCGGGCAGUGGAUCUGACGGUGGCGAUUGUGGAUUACAAGACCAUGAUGUAUAAGCGCCGGGUAGGCCUGUGUACGCAGUGGCUCAAGCACAUGCCAUAUCGGCACACGUGUGCCCACCUCGAGACACCGGUGAUCAUGGUGGGGCCUGGAACAGGCAUUGCUGCGUUCAUGGCGUUUAUCCGGCACCGGCAGCACCAGGGUGCCACGGCCAACUAUCUGUUCUUUGGGUAUUACUUCUAUCGGGAAGAGCUGGAGUCGCUGCAGAGCGAUGGGGCGCUGCACCUGUUUUGUGCGUUUUCGCGUGAUCCAGGACCACAAGGUAAUGCUGCCACGCUGUGGCCGCUGAUCAGCGAGAUGGGUGCGGAUCGUAUGCCCGAUGAUGUCCGCCGCGCGUUUGUGGAUGUGGUUAAGGAGCAGGGGCAGGUGGACGAAAGUGAGGCCGAACUCUUUAUUGAUAGCAUGGUCAAGACUAGGCAGUACCAAGAAGAGUGCUGGGAGUAG